Mercenaria mercenaria is the source of this 8742-nucleotide messenger RNA. RefSeq names its product serine/threonine-protein kinase greatwall-like. Gene Ontology annotation, molecular function: protein serine/threonine kinase activity; ATP binding. Lineage: Eukaryota; Metazoa; Mollusca; Bivalvia; Venerida; Veneridae. The record is from RefSeq and is a predicted model, not a curated record. Gene Ontology annotation, cellular component: nucleus. Bases 96 to 3314 code for a protein of 1072 amino acids. Gene Ontology annotation, biological process: peptidyl-serine phosphorylation; intracellular signal transduction. The transcript is spliced from 16 exons.
CACAAUGAAAAUCAAAUAUGGUUGGAAAGCGCUGAUUACAAAUCUAAACAAAUAACGAAAUCAGAUAUAGAAAAGUUAAACAUGAUUCUUUGAAAAUGUCAACAAGUCAGAUGGAUCAUUCAAGCUGUAACACCCAACCGGAUGUUUCGGUUCGAACGAUCCAACCACCGGAGAAUGGCACAAAGGUUCCAACUAUUGAUGACUUUGUUUUCGUCAAGCCUAUAAGCAGAGGAGCUUUUGGAAAAGUGUUUUUGGGACAUAAGAAGGGCAAGCCAGAUCAACUUUAUGCUAUAAAAGCCAUGAAGAAGUCAGACAUGAUCAACAAAAACCUCACAACCCAAGUUGUGACAGAGAGAGAUGCCAUGGCCAAGGUGUUAAGUCCAUAUGUGGUGCAGCUGUUCUACUCCAUUCAGUCUCAGCAGAACAUUUUCCUGAUUAUGGAAUAUCUGAUUGGAGGGGAUUUGAAGAGUUUGCUGUCUGUAGCAGGAUACUUUGAUGAGCACAUGGCAGUUAUGUAUGUAGCUGAGGUAACCUUGGCUCUGGAAUAUCUCCACAAGAAGAGAAUUAUACACAGGGAUUUGAAACCUGAUAACAUGCUGAUAAGCAACAGUGGACAUAUAAAACUGACAGACUUUGGAUUGUCCAAGAUUAACAUGAGUUUUAAUCACCAUGAUGUUCCAAUGACCCCUAAAACUCCCAUGACACAUUAUCAGCCUAACUUUGAGUACUUCCGUACUCCAGGUCAGAUUCUCUCACUGAGAAGUUCACUAGCAUUUAGUGCAGAGAAGCAGCAUUCAAGUAUAUCAAGAACAUCUGACAAGAAAGGCUUUAUCCCACAGAGUCCCCUGACAGAGAUUUCAACAAAUAUGUCUCCAUCAAAUAUGGCAAUUUCUGAUUCAGUUUCUGGAACUCCCAGGUUGCCGCAGAAUAAACUCUUGAAACAGAAAUCCAUGCGAGAUAUUCUGUUGUCACACUCUAUAUCUAAAAGCAUGCAGGUACCUAUGUCUACCCCUGGAAAAGAAGUGAACAAAAGGAAGGCGCCAGUUUCAAGUCUCAGGUCCACUCUAGAGGCUUCAUUAAACUGGACAAAGUCAACAGAUAGCGAAAGUGAUGGAACCUGUCAUAGCACAGUAAACAUCAGUGAUUUAAGCUCCAUAGCUCACGUGUCUAGACCUGUCGGGCUGUCAGUAGCCGAAAGAGAUAGUAUUGAUCAAUUUAGGACAGAUUCUAUUGUGACGGCAGACAGUAGCUUUGUCCAUUCGAAUCAUUGUAACAGUUUUGAUGAAUCGGACAGUGUUUUCCUAAACGUUUCUGAGACUGAUUCAGAAUUAAAGAGAAGUAUAAACUUCACGGAAAGUGACAUGGCGAAUUUGAAGCAUUUUGAGAAAGGCAAAUCUAUAAACAAACAAACGUGUUACUGUCACGGAUCGAUUGGUAAACAGGCCGAAUGCUCUGAGUGCCGGAGUCAUGCGAAAGUACCUUCUCGGCAGGAAAAAUUUACAGAUGACACGCCACAGAUGCAUCGUACAGAUGAGUCAGUUUGGAAUUCAUAUGCUGCGAAAAAUUUACAAGCGCUGAGAAUGGGUUCAUAUAAUUCUGAAGAUAGCGAUAGUGAUGCAAACAGUAAAGAAAAUGAGAAUCCUAAUCAUGUUAACACAUCAUUGAAAACUAAUUCUGUACAUCAUAAUUUAAAAGCCAAAUGUGAUAGUGAACCUAUUGUCAAGCACUGUUCUCGUAAGCUGGUUAAAGCUAAAAGUUUUUCCUACCCGUCGGAUGAGGAAUCUGAUGAGGGUACAAGAUAUCACAGUCACAUUAAGUUCGCACGCAAAAGAAGUUUUUGUGAUGUUGAACUGAGUCCUGUUAGACGAGCCUCUAGUGCAGAUACAGGACUUACGCAAGAGUUCAGAUUGCUCAGAUUUAAUGGAUGUGAACCAUUUUCGAAGAGAAGUCAUUCUUUGCCAAGAACGAGAAUACGAUUCAACAGCGGUUCGGAUACUUGGAAGAGAGAGCCAGUUACCUCAAAGCUAAGUGUUGAACAAGAUUUUGACACACAGGCCUGUCUGAAGAAUAUUGCUGAAAGUAGUAAAGUAUUGCUAGAGACAGAUAACUUAACAGCUCUCUCUGCAGACGAACACCGACUUAUGGAGGGUUUGAGUGAUACGUCCUUCUCCGAAUCAGAUAAAAAUGGAAAACAGAUGGAAACGUCAAUCUCACAGGUUGCAGAUAACGUAGACAAUAUACAGCCUGAUGAGCCAGUCUUACAUGGUGAUAGAGGAAUGUUUCCAUUGGUCAACAAACACUUGACAAGCCUCAAGAAGCCGGUAGUGUCGAGUCUGAGGUCAUUGAGCGAAAUAGGCGUAGCAAGUCCUGACAUAUCUAGUAUUCAUGAGAAUGAUGAGUCAAAUGAUUCUAAAGCUUCUGUUGAUACGGAUAGGUCAGUUUUUACCUCCAAGAAUGAGAGUUCCCAAGAAUAUCUGAGACACAGGUCGCCAUCACCCCCUGUACGACAGAGAGAUCGUAGCAUAUCUGUCCCAUCCGAAGAUAUGCCAUUACUGCCACCACCACCUACUAAAACUAGAAGACCAUCUGGAAAGAAGACUCCAGCAAAAAUCCAGUUUGCGUCUGUAGCCACAUGUAUACCACCUUAUGUAUACAAUGAUUCUCGCAGCAGAAAUAGUUCCGGCAAAUCUGAAAUACCUAUGACUCCUGAACCUACAAGAAAUAAGGUGAAUUUUUGUACUCCAAAUAUGAAAUGCCCACAGACACCUAGAACCCCACAGCAAAAGCCUUUUCUAAGAUCUCAGUCAUUUGCAUGUCCAAUGAAGACACCAUACCGGACCCCAAAGUCUGUAAGAAGGGCUCCACCGCCUGAGGAGGAAGAGAGAAUUUUAGGUACCCCAGACUACCUAGCUCCUGAAAUUUUACAUCAGCGACCACAUGGGCCAGCUGUGGACUGGUGGUCGCUGGGGAUCUGUAUGUUUGAGUUCCUGACAGGAGUUCCUCCCUUUAAUGAUCAGACCCCUGAUCUAGUGUUUGAAAACAUCUUAAAAAGAGAUAUACCCUGGCCUGAAGGUGAAGAAGCACUCAGUGAGAACUGUAAACAAGCUAUAGAUGCUCUCCUUACAAUGGAGCCGGGACACAGACCAGGUGCUAAAGCUGUUAAGAAGAUGGCAGCUUUCAGAAGUAUAGACUGGGACAAUUUGAUAGAUACGGAAGCACCAUGGAUACCUCAGCCAGAUGAUAACAUGGAUACCACUUACUUUGAAGCAAGGAAUAUGAUGCAGGAUCUGUUUGUCUCAGAUGUGGAUUUCUAAUGAAGAGAGGGAGAUUCAGCAUGCAGUAUAACAUCUGUUAAAAACGCCUCGAAGGAGCGAAAAUGUCUCUUGACAAAUGAGAAAGAAAUUUUUCCCAACAAGGACAUCUUUUUUCCCCAGUUAAAAUUAAAUCCCUUCAGAGCAGCCUCUGUCUUCCUAAUGGGGUUCACUCUAGUGAUACUGCAAUGUUCAACAUUCUUGAAGCUUGUCUUCUUUACAGACAUUCUUUAUCAUAUAUCUUUUAAAUACAGAUUAAUUUUGAUUGACAGAUCGUUUUUUAUAAUACUGUUACAUUUUUUCAGUUGAUUGAAUAAUUAUGCUAAUAUCCAAAAAGUUGUAUGUAACUUUAUCAUAGCUUAGUUUAUAAAAAAUAUUUCUAAAAUGGGUUAUAUUGGGCUUUCCAUUAGAUUAGAAUUAUAUAAAUUAUAUUUGUAUAUGCAGAGGGCAUUAAACAGCUGUUUAGAAAAUAUUGUUAAUUGAUAAUUGCUUGUCUAUAAAUGCUUGAUUCGGAGACUUGGAUAUAGGAAUGCUAUACAAAUGUGUACACUGCUUAAUAAUUUAUUUUACCUUGUAUGCAUUUUAAUUAUACCAGAAACCUACUAAAUUUCUAUAAUAAACUUAUCCAUAUUUCAAUUUGGACAGUACCAUUAACUGUUAAUAGGGGUGCUUACCAAAAAGAUACUGACUGAAUGGCAAACAGUGCAGAUAAUGAUCAGACUGCACAGAUGUGCAGGCUGAUCAUGAUCUACACAGGUUGCAACAGCAGAAUCAGUCGAGUCAGCAUGAGAGGGGUUAAUAAUAUGUAAUCUAAUAAAUGCUUUAACAUUCACUGCAGCUGAGUUUCAGUGUGGAGGCCGCUUUUAUGGUGAUAUUUGUAUAUCUUAUUUAUUGCUUUUCAGGCUUAUAAUGCUUCUAGUCAUACAUGGGGUAGAAUAUUUGUCUGUCAGCACAAAACUGUUACAAUUCUAUAUAAAUAAAGAAGUUGUACACUUUUGGGGCAAAUAUACUUGAUUUAUUUUAAAGACAUGAAUAGUAGAACAUCAAUGGGAAUGAUGAUAAAAUCUUCUUUAUUAAAUGUUGUUUCUUAGGAUUUCAUUAAGAUUUUUUUUUAAAUGCAAAAAUUUAAAUUUCAGAUUCCAGAGUCUGAAAUUUUAUGUAUUUUCGUUGAUUAUUUAACUACUAUUAUAUGAACUGGUAAGAAAAAAUAUAGAAUUAUCCCAAUCAAAAAGGAGGAAGGUUAAGAAAUACUGUUGUUGAAGUAAGGUUUUGAUUUAUAUAGACUAGUUUAUCAUGAAUGGGGUUUUGUUGAUAAAUGAUACUUGUUGUUUUUGUAUAUACAUAUUAUAUUUGCACUUAACAAAAUUAGCAUGAAUGUUGUUUGCACAAACAAAGGGCAAGUGGAACAGAUCAAAGGUAUACAAAUUUGUCUUUGCCGACAACACAUGUUUAUUGACAAUUUUAUGACACAAACUUUUUAUUUUAAUCACACAUACGUCAGUUAAAUAUUCUUACUUGUCUGUGAAACAAAAUUAUUCAGAGUUAGCAUUCCUGCUAACAUUUUGUAAUGAUGCUGUUAAAAAUAACAGGUUUUUAGAAAUGAAGGAAAAUACAAAUCUGUUCUAAUAAUUGUUAUAUUUGCUAUGUCUUCUUUAAUGAGUUAAGGCUAGAAACUUUAUAUUUCGUUAAAAUGGCAGCCAUUUUGUUUCCUUGGAAACGUUAAACAAAAUUGCAAAUCCACCCAAACUGUAACAGUGAUUUUGUAAAUUGUGGUUAUUAUAAUUAAUUUAAAAGUUUUAAUGUAAAAGCAACUCUUGGGUUCAGGUUCAUGGAUUUUCAGAUAUCUAGACAUAAAUGUGAUCAUCAUUAUGCAACGAGGUCAAAGACUCGAAGGUCAAAUAGCUCUAUUUUGUGCUCACUCCUGAUCUUCUAAACCAUUGAAAAUGUUUUCAUUAAACUGUGUACAGAUGUGCACUUUAUCAGUAUGACAUUCAGAUUGCAGGUCACUAGGUCAAAUCGCAAGGUCACACUUGGAGGUCAAUGGUCAUGGUCACAACAUUUCACUUUCCCUACAUAACAAAAGUUAUUUCUUGUUUCAAAUUUCCAUACUGCAGUUCCCUAUUGCCUGAGCCAUUUCUGGUUUGAUGUGAUAAUAUAAAUAUUGCAAACAAAUGUAAAAAUAUGCAGUGGUUGAUAUUCUUGAUUUUUAGCUCUUUAUCUCCGUAAUUACUAGAUGGAUUUCCUCAUCAUCACCCACAUCAUAUGACACAAGGUCCAUAACUCUGACACCAAUUUUUCAUGAAUUAUGCCCCCCUUUUGCUUAGAAUUCUGAUGCAUUUUCACUAUAUCUCAGUUAUUACUAAAUGGAUUUGAUUCAAACUUGAAGUAGUUGUUUCACAUCAUCACCUACAUCUAAGAUGAACUUGUCCAUCUUUCAAUUUGGAUGGUACCAAGUGCUUACCAAAAAGAUACCAACUGAAUGGCGAACAGUGCAGACUAUGAUCAGACUGCAUGGAUCUGCAGGCUGAUCGUGAUCUGCACUGGUCGCAAAGGCAGAAUCACUUGCCGCCAGAAGGCUGUGGGUUAAUGGUGAGCAGUUUCCAUAUUUAUGCAAUACUUAUGUAUGUUAUUUUAUAUUGUGUAUAUCCAAGACUAUUUUGUUAAGUAUAGUUGCUAUUGUUUAUUUUUACAUAUAAAUGCCUUUCAGAUUUGAUGAAUAAUCUUUCAUUGUGAUUUUUCUGCAUCACCUCUCCAGUGUAAAAUCCAACUAAGUGACUAAAUGAUUAUUGUUUCUAUUGUUAUGUACAAGUAAAUGACACAUUGUGCAUUGUUUAGCAUGACGUUUAUUUCAUAAAGAUGUAUCACUUGCUUUCACCUCUUAGGGUUCAAGCCCUGCUUGAGUAAUCAUGUGGGAAAGCUAUCCAGCUUGCUUACAGAAGGUCUGUGGUCCUAACCAGAGUUCUUUCUUGAAAAAUCACCAUGUGGCAUAAAUUCAUCAAUGCAGCUUAACACCCAAAAUAUUUCUGUCAGAUUUUUUUAGCUCACCUGAGCAUUGAGUUUUUCUGAUCGCUCGAUGUCGGGCGUCUGUCGUCUGUCUGUCUGUCUGUCAACAUUUAGCUUGUGUAUGCGAUAGAAGCUGUAUUUUUCAACUGAUCUUCAUGAAAAUUGGUCAGAAUGAUUACCUUGAUGAAAUCUAGGCCGAGUUCGAAAAUGGGUUAUCUGGGAUCAAAAACUAGGUCACUAGGUCAAAUCAAAGAAAAACCUUGUGUAUGCGAUAGAGACUGUUUUUUUCAACUGAUCUUCAUGAAAUAUGGUCAGAAUGAUUACUUUGAUGAAAUCUAGGCCGAGUUUGAAAGUGGGUCAUCUGGAGUCAAAAACUAGGUCACUAGGUCAAAUCAAAGAAAAACCUUGUGUGUGCGAUAGAGGCUGUAUUUUUCAAUUAAUCUUCAUGAAAAUUAGUCAGAAUGAUUACCUUGAUGAAAUCUAGGCCGAGUUCGAAAAUGGGUUAUCUGGGGUCAAAAACUAGGUCACUAGGUCAAAUCAAAGAAAAACCUUGUGUAUGCGAUAGAGCCUGUAUUUUUAAGUUAAUCUUCAUGAAUUUUGGUCAGAAUGAUUGCCUUGAUGAAAUCUAGGCCGAGUUCGAAAAUGGGUCAUCUGGGGUCAAAAACUAGGUCACUAGGUCAAAUCAAAGAAAAACCUUGUGUAUGUGAUAGAGGCUGUAUUUUUCAGUUAAUCUUCAUGAAUUUUGGUCAGAAUGAUUACCUUGAUGAAAUCUAGGCCGAUUUCGAAAAUGGGUCAUCUGGGUUCAAAAACUAGGUCACUGGGUCAAAUCAAAGAAAAACCUUGUGUAUGCGAUAGAGGCUGUAUUUUUCAGUUAAUCUUCAUGAAUUUUGGUCAGAAUGAUUAUAUAAUAUUGAUGAAAUCUAGGCUGAGUUUGAAAAUGGGUCAUCUGGGUCAAAAACUAGGUCACUAGGUCAAAUCAAAGAAAAACCUUGUGUAUGCGAUAGAGGCUGUAUUUUUCUAUUAAUCUUUAUGAAUUUUGGUCAGAAUGAUUACCUUGAUGACAUCUAGGCCGAAUACGAAAACGGGUCAUCUGGGGUCAAAAACUAGGUCACUAGGUCAAAUCAAAGAAAAACCUUGUGUAUGCGAUAGAGGCUGUAUUUUUCAAUUAAUCUUCAUGAAUUUUGAUCAGAAUGAUUUCCUUGAUGAAAUCUAGGUCAAUUUCGAAUAUGGGUCCUCUGGGAUCAAAAAGUAGGUCACUAGGUCAAAUCAAAGGAAAAGCUUGUAUAUGCAAUAGAGGCUGUAUUUUUGAAUUGAUCUUCCUGAAAUUAAGUCCAAAAUGAUAACCUUAAUGAAAUCUAGGCCGAGUUUGAAAAUGGGUCAUCUUGGGUCAAAAAGUAGGUCACUAGGUCAAAUCAAAGAAAAACCUUGUGUAUGCGAUAGAGGCUGUAUUUUUCAAUUGAUCUUCAUGAAAUUUGGUCAGAAUGAUAGUUUUGAUGAAAUCUAGGUCAAGUUUGAAUAUGGGUCUCGUACUCUGGGGUCAAAAAUUAGGUCACAGGUCGAAUCAAAGAAAAUACUUAAAAAAAUAAUAUUUAAACUCAAGAUUUUUGCUCCAAUUUUAAUGAUAAUUGGUCAGAAUAUUUUUUUCCAUGAAAUCACUAGGUCAAACAUGUUUACACUGUUAUGGUGUGUUUCUCAGGUGAGCGACCUAGGGCCAUCUUGGCCCUCGUGUUUUCUUCUUUUUUCACAAAGAAAAUUAAGAAUAGAAGAAUAGAAUUAAAAGGUAACAAUUGUUUUCAGUAUAAUGUUUGGUGUAGUUGUACUUGUUAGGUUAGUAUCUCCAUAUUGUACAGAGUAAUGUUAAAUAACCUAGUACAUUUUUAAUAUUACACAGGAAUAAAUAUUUUUACAACACCUAGAGAAUAUUGUUUACAAAAGAGCAUGAGAUACAUUAUAUGUACAUGGAGUUUAAAGAUGCGGGUCCUUUUGAUUGUUUGACAAAUCAUAAAUCACAAUUUGCAUGGAUUUGAUUUGGUGGCUGCAGUCAACUAGCCUGGCUCCCUGGCUGCAUGGUUAUUUUUCUUUAAAUACUGCAAACCUUUCAUAAGUAAAUUUUAAGCCUCUGAAAUAGCACGUUUUAUCUGAUGGCUGAACCAUACCUAUGUUUGGAGCCAGGGGCAACCUGCUGGAGUUACUUCCCCUGUUUAUGAGGAAAAUUUAUAUAUGAGAAUUAUAACAGAACAAACAUCGGGCGGGGAGCCAGUCUAGAAGCUGACAGUCACAACAGAUUGAAUUGUUUUGGUAUAGAUAUUACAACUCAGUAGAAACAAGUAGAACUGAUUAUAUGCUAAGUAAUUUAUUUGUUUAUAAUGUGGAUAUGUGCUGUUUUCUCAUUUUAGCAAUAUGGAAAUAAAUCAGACAAUAAUUGAUA